Molecule: messenger RNA, 2641 nt
Organism: Spinacia oleracea (spinach)
Lineage: Eukaryota; Viridiplantae; Streptophyta; Magnoliopsida; Caryophyllales; Amaranthaceae
Product: starch synthase 1, chloroplastic/amyloplastic
Exons: 15
Coding region: 178-2229 (683 amino acids)
Cellular component (GO): chloroplast
Molecular function (GO): alpha-1,4-glucan glucosyltransferase (UDP-glucose donor) activity
Source: RefSeq, a predicted model, not a curated record
GAAAAAAUUAGUCACAAACCGGUCUUUAUGCCUUUCACAAGAACCGCCCUUAAAUAUCUGAUCUUUACUGAAAAAAAACAACCACUCUAGAAAUAGGUUCAAUCACAUAAAUUUUACAUUCUUUUCUUUGUUUUGAUCACUGAUUUUUUUCAGGCCAUUUCUCUCAUUCUUGUUACAAUGGAGUCGCUAUCACUCCAAUCUUUCCACGUUAAAGGCCUCAAUUACCGCUCUAAAUUCAAUUUAGCAAACAACCCAUCAGAAUUUAGAGCAAUUAAUCAGGUGGGUUUUGAUCAUUUUUUGAGACAAAGGUGUAAAAGAUUGUGUUUUUCAGUGAGAUGUCAGUCAUUUUCUGGUAAAAAUGAAGGUGGGGUUUCGAGUUCUGCAGAUGGUUCUUCAUCUGCCAUUGAAGAACAAAGAAAUGAAGGGCAUUUCGGUCAAUUGAUCGGUCCUGUGAAGGAUGCUUCUGGCUCCAUUGUUAGUUUUAACCUAUAUUCUCAAUCUGGCGAUGGUAAAUCAAAUGUUUUCUUGGACUUGGAAAAACCAAAUGAAAAUGACAAGGAGGAGAAAAUUUCUUCCGGAUCACCUUCUAGUUUCGUUUUUGAACGAGGAGUAAUAAAAGAAAGCGAGGUUGAAAAGAUACUGGAAGAAACUAUUGUUGAAGGGGAGGACAAAACCGUUGCAAAAUCAAAGUUAAGUGUUGUCUUCGUCACUGCGGAAGCAGCACCAUAUUCCAAGACAGGGGGUUUAGGAGAUGUUUGUGGUUCUUUGCCUAUAGCUUUAGCUGAGCGUGGGCAUCGCGUGAUGGUAAUUGCUCCUAGAUAUAUACAUGGAACUGCUGCAGAUAAGGUUUAUGCUGGUGCAUUUGAUGCAAAUUGUCGCAUCAAGGUCAAUUGUUUUGGAGGAGAACAAGAAGUUGCCUUUUUCCACCAGUAUAGGGAUGGUGUUGAUUGGGUCUUCGUCGAUCAUCCUUCAUAUCAUCGGCCUGGAAAUCCAUAUGGUGACUCCUUUGGUGCUUUCGGUGACAAUCAGUUUCGCUUCACUUUACUUUGUCAUGCGGCAUGUGAGGCUCCUCUUGUCCUUCCAUUAGGAGGGUACACUUAUGGGGAAAAGUGCUUGUUUCUCGUUAACGAUUGGCAUGCAGGUCUUGUUCCAGUACUUCUUGCAGCUAACUAUCGCCCUUAUGGAGUUUACAAGGAUGCACGCAGCAUACUUGUUAUACACAACCUUUCUCAUCAAGGUGUGGAGCCUGCAGUAACGUACGAUAAUUUAGGACUUCCUCCACAAUGGUAUGGACCACUAGAAUGGGUGUUUCCAGAGUGGGCAAGAGCACAUGAGCUUGACAAAGGUGAAGCAGUCAAUAUUUUAAAGGGAGCCGUUGUAACAGCUGAUAGAAUACUUACAGUUAGCCAGGGAUAUUCAUGGGAAAUAACAACUGUGGAGGGCGGCUAUGGUUUGCAUGAAUUACUAACCAGCAGGAAGUUCGUAAUAAAUGGGAUUAUAAAUGGAAUCAAUGUUUCUGAGUGGGAUCCAUCGAAUGAUGCACAUAUUGCAGCCCCUUACUCUAUUGAUGAUCUCUCCGGAAAGGCUGAAUGCAAGGCUGCCUUACAGAAAGAGCUCGGUCUUCCUGUUAAACCUGAUUGCCCAUUGAUUGGUUUUAUUGGGAGGCUAGACUACCAGAAAGGUAUCGAUAUAAUUCAGGCAGCAAUGCCAGAGCUUUUGGGAGAUGAUGUGCAAUUUGUUAUGUUAGGGACAGGGGUUGCUAAGUACGAGAGUUGGAUGAGAGAAACAGAAGCGAGAUACAAAGACAAGUUUCGUGGUUGGGUUGGAUUUAGUGUCCCUAUUUCGCACCGAAUAACUGCAGGAUGUGACAUCCUUUUGAUGCCAUCAAGAUUUGAACCAUGUGGAUUAAACCAGCUUUAUGCAAUGAGAUAUGGAACAAUACCAGUAGUUCACUCCACUGGAGGGCUUCGAGAUACUGUUGAAACUUACAAUCCAUACGCAGUUGGACCUGAUGGUAGUGGUACUGGUACCGGGUGGGGAUUUGCUCCGUUGGCUAAGGACAGUAUGUUGUCGGCCCUGAGGAAUGGUCUGAAAACAUACAGAGAAUACAAGGGAUCAUGGUUAGGGUUGAUGAAGAGAGGCAUGCAACAGGACUUCACAUGGGACAGUGCUGCUGCUCAUUACGAGCAAGUGUUUGAAUGGGCAUUCACCGAUCCUCCAUAUUGCUGAGAUUAAGUCAGAAAAUCCCGACAUAAACAAAAUUUAAAAGCAAGGACAGAUGGAGCAUGGAAGCUCGCUGCCAAAAGGUACUAAUAAACAUACCGAGAAAUCUUCCAUUUGGUCUGUCUGCUGAUGAAGUUGAAACAAACCCGAUUACUAUUACUUGAAAUCAGCAACGCAGAUUCGGGUUCCUUUCUUCCUUGUACUCUUUGUCAUUUUUGUAGAUUGGUUAUUUGUGUUUGUUUAAGCAAGAGUAUCUUGAUCUGGGUUUAAGCAGACAUAGUUUAUGCUCUUUUUAAUGUAUGUAAUGAGAAUUUCUCUUGUAAAGUAGUAUUAAUAACAUAGAUUUAAUUCGUGAAGCUAUCGUGAAUGAUAAUAAAUUAAAACGAGCAUAAUACAGCUUCGAUUCAUUGAUCCCAAA